AUGGCAGGCGCUCCUGGAGGAAACUCGCGCGGCCGAGGCGGCAAGUUCAAGAAGCCCACACGUGGAGGCGGCAAGCACUUCUCGCGCGACCUCCGACCCCUUGAUGCCGACGGCAAUGAGAUCUCCAUGUGGAGCACCGACGCCGUAAAGAAGGACGAGUCUGGCUCCGACGAGUCCGACGAAGACUCCGAGGAAGAGUCCGAUGACGAAGGCGGCCCCUCAAACGCUGCGGCGCAGGAACUCAGUCGUGAGGAUCGCAAGAAGGAAAAGAAGGCCCGCAAGGACGCCGCCAUCGCCAGGGCAAAAGCCGCCGCCGUGCAGGUCGGCGACCUGCCUCCCAGCGACGGCGAGUCUGACGAAGACGAUGACAUGCCCGCCAAUCCCAAUCACUCCAAGGCAGCGCGCAAGCAGCUUGAGCCAGUCAACGUUGACGAGGCGGCCGAGGCUGUGUCUGGACUGAGCAUCAAGCAGCCGCAGAGCCGGCGUGAACGAGAGGCUCUCGAGGCUGCUCAGGCUCAGGCCCGCUACAGGAAGCUGCACGAGGAAGGCAAGACUGACCAAGCCAAGGCUGACCUGGAGCGGCUGGCGGCCAUUCGUGAGAAGAGAGAGGCCGACAAGGCCCGGAAAGAGGCCGAGCGCCAGGAGAAAGAGGAGCAGGAGAGGGCUAAGAAGGCUGAGAUUGAGGCAAAGGAGGCAAAGAAGCGAGAGGCGGCCCUCGGUAAGGCGGCGCCGGGCAAGAAGGGAGGGAAGAAGUCAAAGUAG
This is a messenger RNA of Diaporthe amygdali, 762 nucleotides long. Its product is annotated as casein kinase substrate phosphoprotein pp28. Bases 1 to 762 code for a protein of 253 amino acids. The transcript is spliced from 3 exons. Lineage: Eukaryota; Fungi; Ascomycota; Sordariomycetes; Diaporthales; Diaporthaceae. Gene Ontology annotation, molecular function: RNA binding. Gene Ontology annotation, cellular component: cytosol. The record is from RefSeq and is a predicted model, not a curated record.